Messenger RNA from Oreochromis niloticus (Nile tilapia), 1074 nucleotides. RefSeq lists its product as uncharacterized. The coding region runs from base 43 to 876 and encodes 277 amino acids. The record is from RefSeq and is a predicted model, not a curated record. Gene Ontology annotation, cellular component: membrane. Lineage: Eukaryota; Metazoa; Chordata; Actinopteri; Cichliformes; Cichlidae. The transcript has 3 exons.
AGUAGAAAAUUCUUCUACAGCAACUCCACCACACAGAAAGUCAUGUGGGUGAUGUGGGUAGUCGUGACAUGGAUCAAUAUCUGCUUCUUCCUUCCUGUGACCAUACUGUUCUUCUGCUGUGUGUGUUGUGCGGGGCGAAGAUAUCAGGUUCCUGUCAUCUAUUACACAAACCUCAUCAUCUCCAUUCUGAUCCAUCACAGCAUGAUGUUCUUUUGGCGGGAGAUGGUGCAUGACUCCAUUGUGUGUUUCUUUUACUAUUUGGCUGUGACGGCCAGUCUUUACUUCAGGUUGUUCAUUGCUUUGGAAAGGUAUUGUUUCAUCGCCUGCCCACUGUUGGACUGCCUCAGACAAACUGAGGGUUCUGUACUGGUCUGUGUUCUGGUCUGGGUCUUUUGUAGUGUUAGUGCUCUUGCUGUAUUUUUAUAUGAAUUUGUACGUUUAAUUAUUUAUGCCGCCCUCCCUGCCCCCCUGUUCAUCUUCUGUCUCGCUGGGACACUUAAAGCUCUGCCUGCUGCCACCUCAGUGCCCAAUGAAGAAAAACGAAGAAUUGUAGGAACCUUGGUUCUGUUGCUGCUUAAUUACUUUCUCAUAAACCUUCCUGCAGUCAUUCUAUUAACUUUGAACUUAUAUCCACACUUCCCUGAAACACUUAUUGAUUUUAUCAUUAUAAUCUUAUUUCUGUUUAGUUCAUUGUUGGACUUCAUUCUGUUUGCCUUCAUGUGUAAAGGGCCCAUUGACAGGCUGCUGGCACGUCUGUGCUGCUGCAGUAUGGAGAGCAACAACACAGGAGAUGUGACUGAUGUUAGCACAGACAGGUCAGAUCAUGUAGUCAGAGAUGGAGGGAAAGAGGAAACAGGGUCACAUGAUGGGAGAUAAGCAAAUAUUUCUUCAGCUGAAGCCUCGGGCUGUGAGAAUUGUUUUGUUGAGUAGUUGUGUAUCAGUUUAAAAGUACAAAUUGUUUCAUAAUUUCUUCUAAAGGCCCCGUGGUGGUGAGGUAGUCAGAAGGACCCGGGUUCAUAUCCAGUCUGGGGCCUUUCUGUUUGGAGUUUGCAUGUUCUCCUCGGGUCUGUGAGC